AUGAAACUGCAGCAGAGUAGAAUUAAACACUCCAACAGCUGUCCCGAUCUGUCUACGCUGCAGAUAACCUCACAGCAGCCCUUCCUCGGUGGCAACACAUCCUACGGUGUCCGGAUUGAGGCAGGAGCAUCUGCGCAACCGUUUCCCCACUCGCCAACGUCAGACAUUGUCAGCAUAGGCGACGGACCGCGCAAACUUGCGUCAACCAAGAAGCGCGUUUCCAACAAGGCGCGCGGCGUCCUAGGCAAGGUCCGGACCUUCCGUAGGAUCGCUGCGGCCAAAAUGGCGCAUCCCACGAUCAAAAUCGAUACAAACGUGACUACCAAGCGGGGCCAUCCGGAGGACGAUGACGACGGACUUGAUAUUCUGGACGAGGAGGAUCUGGAUAACCCCGAGCUAGAAGAAGGCUAUGAUGAGGAUCUACCGCCAUUCCUCUGUCAGUCAGUGUUUGACAUCUAUCGCAAGUUUGAGGACCUUUGUUGGAUGGAGAGUGUUCGUGCGCAUGAAGGGAGAGUCUCUAACGAUCCCUCACAUCGCUGGGCUGUGGAUGAAGACCUUGAAGUCAAAGCAAGGAAUCGAUAUGCCAAUGUUCAAGCAUGGGCAAACUCUCGAAUUCACCUCCGAGUACCGGAGGGUGCAUGUGAUUAUACCAAUGCGUCACCAAUCGUGUUGGAGGAUACUGUAACCCUAGCAGAGAGACGAUACAUCGCAAGUCAGGGUCCGAAAGAGGGACAUUUCGCCCACUUCUGGCAUAUGGUCUUCCAUGAAAGCCGCGAAGUUGCUGUCAUCAUCAUGCUUACACAGACGUUCGAGUUAGGCAAGGAAAAAUGUGCACAGUAUUUUCCUCUCGACCUUGAAGAUCCGACGAUGUUACUGGAGGUGGACGAGGACGAUCCAUUUGUCAUCGACGAAGAACAUGACAAGGAAGAUGCUACUAUUUUAGGCGAGGUUACCCUAUUGGAAACCACUUUCGAUGAAAAGUGUCGCUCUGAGAUUCGCAAACUUGAACUGAGACUGGGUUCGGAAUCCAAGAUUGUCUGGCACUUCCUUUUUGCAGGCUGGCCCGACCAUACCAAACCUGAAGGUGAAGACCGCGCGGCUCUCCUUGAGUUGUUUGAUUUGUCGGCCUCCAAAUGCAGUCCGAAUAAUCCCCGCGUGGUCCACUGCAGUGCCGGUGUUGGGCGAACUGGCACUUUCAUUGCGCUUGACCACCUUCUCAAAGAACUCGACUCCGGACAGUUGUUAAAUGAGACUGACCCAGAGGAAGACCCUGUAUAUGAGACUGUCGAUCGGUUGCGAGAGCAGAGAAUGAUGAUGGUGAUCAAUCCAUUGCAGCUGCAGUUCCUAUACGAAGUCCUGCGAGAGCAGGUCAAUGUAAAACUCGGCAAGACCACUGAAUCUCCGAAGAGCACAGGAGAUGAAAGGUCUCCGAAGAUGGCCAAGUUGUCCAACAAAUCUGAUCUGCAGACAUCUACGAAUCGCCCUUCAACCUCCGACAGGAGCUGGUCUGAAAUCUCGGAUACCGAAUAA
Molecule: messenger RNA, 1530 nt
Organism: Aspergillus glaucus CBS 516.65
Lineage: Eukaryota; Fungi; Ascomycota; Eurotiomycetes; Eurotiales; Aspergillaceae
Gene: ptpB
Product: tyrosine protein phosphatase PTP1
Exons: 4
Coding region: 1-1530 (509 amino acids)
Biological process (GO): protein dephosphorylation
Molecular function (GO): protein tyrosine phosphatase activity
Source: RefSeq, a predicted model, not a curated record